Messenger RNA from Mucor mucedo, 1179 nucleotides. RefSeq names its product Fanconi anaemia protein FANCD2. NCBI's taxonomy places the organism in Eukaryota, Fungi, Mucoromycota, Mucoromycetes, Mucorales, Mucoraceae. Gene Ontology annotation, molecular function: DNA polymerase binding. The transcript is spliced from 7 exons. Gene Ontology annotation, biological process: double-strand break repair involved in meiotic recombination; mitotic intra-S DNA damage checkpoint signaling; homologous chromosome pairing at meiosis. The record is from RefSeq and is a predicted model, not a curated record. Gene Ontology annotation, cellular component: condensed chromosome; nucleus. The annotation marks the transcript as partial.
CUGCAAAGCUAUACAGAGGAUCCAGAAGUCUUUAGAAAAUGUUUAUUACCUUCUUCAGUUGCUGACAACGUACCAAAAACGAAACGACUUCCUGAAUUUUAUGUUGAAUUAGAAAACGACAACUCUAGUUCUUGCACUGCAAGAUUAAUUUUACACCAGCUACGUUGGCUGGAUUACAUCGCCCAGCCUGAAGUCCUGACAGAAAAAUUGAUCGAGCCUAUCGUAGUUUAUCUGAAGGAAUUAAUGCACGAGAAUUCUGAUUUGACAGUUUCCAUAUUGGACGCACUAUCUAACUUGACACUUCAUUCAGAGAAUUUGGAAGAUGUAAGAGAGACCGUGUUAGAUCGAUUAGAGUCUGCCAAGCUUGCUGAUUUGGCUGUAAUAGUCAAAUUUAUGCUCCAAACUGUUACACCAAGCACUAUCGAUGUUGUUGUAUACGGCAUUAGACAAAAAUUAGAUUUUAGAUCCUUGGGCAAAGUACAGAAUAAUACGGGGACACAACAAAACAAGAAGGAGGCACCGGAAGCCUUAAUUGUCGAGUCGAUUAAAUUGGGGUUGCAGUUUCACAAAUUUGUAUGUGAUUCUUGGUUGAGAUCGAUUGUAGCACUAGAAACACAGCGCGAGCACAAAGUAAUAGAUAUGCUUGUAUUGAUUAUUUUGUAUUCCAUGACAUCCAUGAAGAAAAAGGUCGAGGCUAUUAUCAAGAAAAAGAUUAUUCAAGGGAGCAUCACAGCCGCAUUGAUCCAAGAAACAAUUAUGUGUCAUUCCGACGGAUUGUUAGGAUACUGGAGUACAUUAUUGUCCUUGUCUGAAAGCUUAUUGCGAUCGUGUCAGCAAGUGAGUGCUAUCUCACCGUGUGCCAGUACCUUAUAUAUAAGCUCGUUCAAAUCCUCCGACGUAUAUUACAGACAGGAAAUAAUUGGGGCACUUGUGACACAUAUUGGCAGUGGUGUAGAGGCCGAAAUGAAUGUGGCAUUGAACGUAUUAUUGAAACUAGUAAAAUUCAAUGUUUCGAGCGUAGCUGUAUACAGUGUGUUUGUGAAGGGUAUUUUGGAUUACUUGGAUAAUCUGAAUUUGUACCAGAUUCGUACCCUCUUUGACAUCUUUAGUUUGCUCGCAUUAACGGUAACAAGAGACCAACUAAUUGCAUACGUGACCUCGCUAACCCCUUUUUCGUAG